GAUCAAGCCAUGGCGCAGCGAGUAAAGGAGCAAGCGACCUGGAAGCAGCACCGGUUCCCGCCUUUGCCGGUGGAAGAUCCAGCGAAGGUCAUCUUUUUGGAUGUUGACGGAGUGUUGCGGCCUCUGACUGCCGGUGGCUUUAGAUCCAUGAUGGUGGACGGAGAGUGGGCGCUCCGGGCCGAGACCGCCGACUUCAUUUCCGGGGCCUUGCUUUCUUUGCGGCACAUCGUCGAGAGCACGGGGGCCAUCAUCGUCCUGUCGUCCGAGUGGCGCCGGGAUGCACCCAUGCGUGAAGGGGUCGACAACAUCUUAACCGAGUACGAGAUGCGUCCCUGUGCGACAUGGACCCCCACCGAUCUUCAACGGGACAUGGGCACCGAGAACCCAUUCAAGGUUCAGGGUGUGGGAUUUGGGGGCGUGAAGUGGGGAAAUCGUGCAGCUAUGACUCCCGGACUGCGCAGGAACAAGCACCGCAAGUUUGUCCGGAAAGCCAUGGCACCUGCCCUCCUCGGUCUUGGUCUGCUGCUGUUGGCCGCCGGAGGGAAGGAGCCUCAGGACUUCAAGCAAGGCUCCAGGACUUUCUGUGAUGACAGCCCUUCCCGAACCGGCUUCCUGCCGGCAGGGCGAGGUGCGCAGUACUUCUAUUGGCUGGCGGACACGCGCCGCAACGAUUCUGCACCCUUGAUUCUGUGGAUGACUGGCGGGCCUGGCUGCUCCUCGAUCCUGGCGAUGCUGACCGAGAAUGGCCCCUGCUUGAUUGAGAAGGGCAACGCAUCGGAGAAAUGGAGGAUGAGGCGGAACCCAUGGAGCUGGACCGAAGCUGGGACCGUCCUCUGGGUGGAUCAGCCUGGAGAGGUUGGGUUCUCCGUCGGAGCGGAGAGCGAUGACGAGCUGGAGGUGUCCGAACGGAUGCUGGUUUUCAUGCUGGCCUUCUACGAACGAUAUCCGUCCUUGCUGAAAGCGCCGCU
This is a messenger RNA of Symbiodinium necroappetens, 968 nucleotides long. The record is from the annotation of a GenBank genome assembly. NCBI's taxonomy places the organism in Eukaryota, Dinophyceae, Suessiales, Symbiodiniaceae.